Molecule: messenger RNA, 2986 nt
Organism: Anopheles coluzzii
Lineage: Eukaryota; Metazoa; Arthropoda; Insecta; Diptera; Culicidae
Gene: Fitm
Product: acyl-coenzyme A diphosphatase FITM2
Exons: 2
Coding region: 327-1739 (470 amino acids)
Biological process (GO): lipid droplet organization; lipid storage; phospholipid biosynthetic process
Cellular component (GO): endoplasmic reticulum membrane
Source: RefSeq, a predicted model, not a curated record
GUCCAACGCAUCCAUCCUUCGCUUCGCAAAACCACACGCUUGGACUUUGACUCCCGCGCGUCAUCCCGCUUUGCAUCCACGUUUGAAGCAUUCGGCCGCGGGUGCAAAUGUCAUAUGAAAUUCAGAUGUUGUUAAUUACCCACACCGAUCAGCCGUGUUUCUGCGUGAGGUGUCGUAAAAGUGCGUGCCAGAGCAUAACCGCGGCACUAUCUGCUGGCGAAUUUGUUUCACCCUCUCCCCGUGCGAACGCUGUUAAUGCCGUGGUGUAAAACAGUGAUAGCGAUACCAACAAACAGCAGCCGCCAGCACAACAGUACGCAACACCGAUGGCAAGCAAACGAAAACCAAUCCACACGCCAUCUGCCGCCGGAGCAGCGGGCGGCAACGCCGCCCGUCCACAGAUGAACUUCCGCCAGGGGUUAAACGAUACGACCGCACGGGCGGAAGCAAAGGGCACGAGACCGACCGCCACACCGACCUCCAUCCGGGAAGUGCUCACGAUGAUGGUGCUGCACGUGUGCAAAAAGAUCAUCUUCUUCGACACCAGCCUGAAGGUGCCGCUGUACCUUGGCUCUUUGUUCAUCGUGUCCCUGAUUGGGGACUUUCUGCCCUACCCGAAGACAUACCUCGCCCGCACGGACAAUCUGUUCAACGUGUACUUCGUCAAGCUGGGCUGGGCCUGGACGCUGCUGUUUGCCUUCCCCUAUCUGGCCAUGACAUCGAUCACGAUCUGCUGCGGCGACAAUCAGCGGCUAAUCCGGAACCAUCUGCCCCGGCUCGGCAUAGCGACCGUGUUUUGGUUCGUGUGGACGAAGCUGUUCAACGUGAUCGAAUCGAGCUACGGUCGGUGCAGUGUGCGCGGGUUCGAUGCCAAAACGCCCUGCCUGAAGGCGGGCCACCUGUGGAAUGGGUUUGACAUUUCCGGCCAUGCCUUCAUACUGAUCUACUCCAGCCUGGUGCUGAUGGAGGAGGCGCGCCCCAUCAUCGGGUGGGAAAGCAUCAAAGAUUUGCUGCGCAACGAGGAGCACAACCGGAGCAACAACGACAACUCCCAGACGUCCAAUCCGCUCAAGAACCUAAAGGACGAGGAUCUGAAGGCGCUCAAGUACUUCUACAAUCGCUUCACCCCCACGAUUCGGCUGUUCUUCAUCGGCAUGACGAUGCUGCAGCUGCUGUGGGACCUGAUGCUGGUCGGCACGAUGCUGUACCACCAUCGGAUGGUGGAGAAGGUGCUGAGCGGCAUCAUUGCCGUCGUGACGUGGUUCGUGACGUACCGGGCCUGGUACCCGCUACCGACCGUGCUGCCCGAUCCGGUUGGCAAGGGGCUGUUCAACUACCAGUCCAUCAGCAAGCCGGAAAUUGGGCUGCGCCGAAGGGCCAGCUUACUGCAGCCCGGUUCCACUGCAGCGGCCGGAGCCAAUGCGGGUGGCAGCCCCAAAGAAAUACCCAAGUUCAUGGGCAUGCCACUGUACGCCGCAAGGCAGCAAAUGUCUGGCGGAAGCGUUGGUGCAGGUGCAUCGCCGCUGGAAGGUGGUUCGGCCAGCGGACAGCAGGCCGCUUUCGUAAGUAGCCAUCUGUACGGUUCACGCAUUGGUAGCGGUGGCAUUGGCAACAGCAGCAGUAGUGGUGGUGGUGGUGGUGCUGGUGGCGGUAGUAGUGGUAGUUACUAUAGCAACUCCGACUUUAAUCAUCCUUCGUACGCUCGCUAUCGUAGUCGCUUUGAGCGAUUUGAACCGUAGUUGUCUUCUCUGUUUUGCAUAUGUGAUUGCGUGCGUGCAUGCGUGCAACAACGCCACGUGCAUCCUUAUUAAUUUCUGUGUUGUAUGUGGUUCGUGUGCAUAACAUUGGUUGUAUAGCGUCGGAAAAACGGGGGUGGUGGUAAUUCUGUACAUUUGGCAGGUGUGUUCAAUAGUGCUUUGCAGGUUAAAGGCAAUUCGGCUCUUCUUAACCCCUUCUUAUGUGUGGUGAUGGUAAUGUUUUCCGUUGGAAAUUGUCCACGCUGUACAGACACGCACGCUGCUGUGUGGAAUAGAAUUAAGGCGCAUGAACAAAAUUACAACUUUUUCUACCAAUGCACCACACUUUUUCCGAUUUUUUACAGAUCUAAUUUGAUGGAGAUCCACCGACGGCUCUAUGUGUUGACAAUACGGUGCAAUUAAAUCGUUACAUUACUUACGCACGAUGCGAACAAACACGACCCGGAGCGUGUUGAUGGAGAGAUUGAAAGCGUUUUCCUCUCCAACCACCACUUCUUGCCACUACACCAGACAAUCGGUGACGGGGAAGAAUUGACACAUGAGGCUGAGGCAAUGAGGGUGGCGUUUAUGUGUAGCAGAGCUGCAAUGAUUUAUUACUUUUGGCAAUUGUCUAACAGCACGGUCUUGAACUAAAAUUUUCUUUUCUUAUAAAGCUGACCAUAACGUGUAAUCCUCCCUAGGUAGGCGGGAGGAUGAGUUAAACGACUCCUACCGCAAAGGAAGCUGCGUAACACGCGACGGGGUGGUUACAGAUAGUUUAAAGGGGUUUCCAGGGGUUCUCAUUGUUGUGGGACACUUCCUUGACUCUUUCCUAUUGGAAGUGAUCUUUAUCUAAUUGGACUCUAUUUUGCUCAGGCUCCUUGAAAAAUCCUACCAGAUUUGUGAAACAAGGGUGCUAUAGAGCCCAAUUCCCAUUACAUUAAGUUCAUUUCACUUAAGAAAGAGUCAAUAAGGCGUCCCACAGCUAAUGAGCAUACCUGGAAAACCCAGUAUAGGUUUAUUGUGUUCUUUCAUUGAACGUGUCUUUGGUGAUUUGUUUAGUUUGAUACUUUGAUACUCUUACUUAUUAUGAGGCAAGACUUACGUUAAUAUUUAUGUUCAUCCCCCCUUUAUUUCUUAGUUGUAUGUUAAUAUUAUGUUUCUUUUUUGUUGUUAUUGUUGGUAUUACUAUAUCCGUUCUAUUCUGUUUUGUAAAUCUUCGAUCGACCAAAUACAAGUAGGAAACUUAA